UCAGAUGGAGCAGUCGAGUCAAGUGCACAAGACUUAUCUGAAGACACGAUCUGGACGAAAGACUUUGACCAUGGAACAACUUGCAUCUGAAAUUCUUGCAACCAUCGAAAGGCUGGGGGAGAACUUAUUGGAGCAUCCUCUGAGUUUAACAGAUUUGGACCGGAUGAGCGACGGUGCAACAAUGUCUGCAAGCAGGGAAACGUUCAUUUUGGCUGAGCUGAUUGAAACGGAAAAGGCUUACGUGCGAGACCUGCGAAAGUGCAUUGAUACUUACAUGAGGGAGAUGUUGACCCAAGAGGAGGAGAUCCCUGCAGGACUCAACAAUAUGGAGGACGUCAUCUUCGGGAACUUGUUGGAGCUGUAUGAAUUCCAUCAUAAGAUCUUCCUCAAGGAACUGGAAAAACAUGAGAGCGUCCCUGAAGAUGUCGGACGUUGCUUUGUCAAAUGGGCUGAGAAGUUCCAGUUAUAUGUGGACUACGGCAAGAACAGUGACAAGUCCACUCGGCUCAUCCUGGAGCAUACUGUCAACUAUUUUAAUAAAAUUCAGCGGAAGCACGGACUAGCAUUCUCGUUACAAUCUUUCCUGCUUAAGCCAAUACAGAGAAUGACAAAAUAUCCGCUCCUGUUAAAGAAUCUCCUCGAGUGCUGUGAAGAUGGGAAAGGAGUACUCAAGGAAGCCCUGGAGGUGACUCUCAGUAUUCUGAAGAGAGCCAACGAUGCCAUUCAUUUCUCCGUUCUGGAAGGUUUUGAUGAGGGCGUUGAAUCCCAAGGGGGAAGAAUACACAACUCUUUCUCCUGAAAAAUUCCUUGCUGGUCUGCAAGGUGGUCAAGGAUCAGAAAGGCAUGACGAAAUACAUUUACAAGAGAAAACUCAACCUAGCUGAUGUAAAGCUGACAGAAAACCCUAAGGGAGACCCUGGCAAGUUUGUUCUUUGGGUGGGCCGUAACUUGAUGUAUAGCAAAAGAAUUGUUCUUAAGGCGUCAACUGUUCAAACCAAGCUGGACUGGAUCGAGCAUGUCCGGAAGCUAAACAAGGAGCACACAGUCCACCUGCCGGGGACGCUCAAACAGCCGAUCGGUAUUCCUAAAGCCAUCACAGCAAAGCUCUACAAGAGGCAAAGGUGCAGGGCGUGAACUACAGUGGCUUCGAUGAUUCCAUCAAAGUGGCUCGGCGUCCUUUUUGUUGUUGUUUUUUGCAACAUUUGUGAAUAUAAUUUCUUGUACAUAUUGUAUAUAGUUAUGUAUUUGAUCAAAUAAAAUUUCAGCG
This is a messenger RNA of Corythoichthys intestinalis (scribbled pipefish), 1267 nucleotides long. RefSeq names its product triple functional domain protein-like. Lineage: Eukaryota; Metazoa; Chordata; Actinopteri; Syngnathiformes; Syngnathidae. Gene Ontology annotation, biological process: axon guidance. Gene Ontology annotation, molecular function: guanyl-nucleotide exchange factor activity. The transcript has 13 exons. Bases 5 to 799 code for a protein of 264 amino acids. The record is from RefSeq and is a predicted model, not a curated record. Gene Ontology annotation, cellular component: extrinsic component of membrane; cytoplasm.